This is a messenger RNA of Phaethon lepturus (White-tailed tropicbird), 1259 nucleotides long. It is a transcript of the gene UBE2H, whose product is annotated as ubiquitin-conjugating enzyme E2H. The transcript is spliced from 6 exons. The record is from RefSeq and is a predicted model, not a curated record. The annotation marks the transcript as partial. Gene Ontology annotation, molecular function: ubiquitin conjugating enzyme activity. Gene Ontology annotation, biological process: ubiquitin-dependent protein catabolic process; protein polyubiquitination. Gene Ontology annotation, cellular component: nucleus. NCBI's taxonomy places the organism in Eukaryota, Metazoa, Chordata, Aves, Phaethontiformes, Phaethontidae.
UAUUGAGAGUAAACACGAAGUCACGAUCUUAGGAGGACUCAAUGAAUUUGUUGUGAAGUUCUAUGGACCACAAGGAACACCAUAUGAAGGUGGAGUAUGGAAAGUUAGAGUCGACCUUCCUGAUAAAUACCCUUUCAAAUCCCCGUCUAUAGGAUUCAUGAAUAAAAUUUUCCAUCCCAACAUUGACGAAGCGUCAGGAACUGUAUGUCUAGAUGUAAUCAAUCAGACUUGGACAGCUCUCUACGAUCUUACCAAUAUAUUUGAAUCGUUCCUGCCCCAGCUGCUGGCCUAUCCUAACCCUAUAGAUCCUCUAAAUGGUGACGCUGCAGCCAUGUACCUCCACCGACCAGAAGAGUACAAACAGAAAAUUAAAGAAUACAUUCAGAAAUAUGCAACAGAAGAAGCACUAAAAGAACAGGAAGAAGGCACCGGGGACAGCUCGUCUGAGAGCUCCAUGUCCGACUUCUCGGAAGAUGAGGCUCAGGAUAUGGAAUUGUAGUAGAAGAGGCAACCUGCUUUUCAGAGAGACUCUAAUUUCCUAACCAUGAGAAGCAGACUAUAAUAUUCAUAUUUAAACAAAGCAAUUUUUUUUAUUACUAAACAAGGUUUUUAUGAAUAAUAGCAUUGAGAUAUAUAUAUCACCCUUUAGAUCUUGAUUUUCUUGGUCAUUUCUCGAACCCGAGGUGCAUAGCAUAUUCCCACAUUCCAUUUUGGUAGCAAUAUGCAGCCCGAAUGCAUGCAUUCAAAUUCCAUUUGGCCAAGUCAACUUGUGUGCUACUGAACUGUCAGCUAAAACAGCUGCCCUGGUAGGUAGGGAGUUAGCAAAGAUGUUUGCUUUCUUAUCGAUGUUUCCAAAGACACCACCUUGGAUGCUAACGUGGAACAGCGUUUUCUCAAAGUAUAAAAUCUGGGGGAUAAUAUACUAACCGUGUAGAUCAGACAGUGGAAUAAAAGGUGCUCCUUCAGGUCAACCUUGCUGAUCGUAUCUUACGUGGAGUCACAUUUAAAAAGGAAAAGUAAAAUAAAAACAAACAAUACAAAUGCAUGGAGCUAUUCAGAGCAUUGAAGCUUAAAAAUUUUGACUUGGAUUUUAAGUCCAUUUUUAUAUGUGGACUCCUGCCUGCCCUUCUGAACUGUAGGGACUGACAACCACUGAUCUAUUUGCUUUUGGGACUUUUGAAAGCCUUCAUCUGGAUGUUACUCACUUUCUUGGUCUGGAUUACGAGCUGUUCCCUUUUUGGGAGGAAAAAAAAAAAAAA